GUAAAUGUGAGAUGUGUUCUGAGCCGAGUUGCAGUCCUAUGCCUGCAUUCCUCACAUCAAGGAUUUCGCUUGCAAGAAUAUAGGCCUAUAUAUCAUAAAUAAUAACACGGACACCGAGUGGAAUACAGCUCCCUUCGUUUUAUUUCCAAAGGAUUUUAACUCCGGAAGAACUACCCUGGACUGACCAAGCGAAGUCGUCUGUCGAUCUACAUUUUCUGGGAAUAUAGCUGAAUUGAGAGCAUACAAAUGAGGUAGAGAAAAUAAAUAGCCUAGAUACGUCGUUUUAUCCGCUUUAAACGAGGAAAACAAGAUGGCUGAUGACAGCAAGCGACAACAAGGUUAAAACGACAUCGUCCCCUUUAAGAACUAGAAAGCCUGCUUUGAUAUAUAAACAUUUUAAGCUCCCCAGCUGAAGAGAGUACAUGCAUGACAUUACGUUGCUGGCUAUUGUUAAUUGAAAACGAUUACAAAUCUCUUCAGUCCGGGGACCAGUGGACCGUCGACAUGGCAAGAAUUAGUGUUUCGGAAAUGUCUUACAUCGCAAAUGAGGGCAGAUAGUUAAGAGCGAAAUAAAGAUAGCGAGGUAAGGUGAGCGCGAUCUGCUUCAAGACGGCGAAAAUAGAAAACUAGUAUCUAUACGAAACCCUUUUAACUCCAGAUUUACCCAUAGGAUCUAGUCUACGUGUGGUUUACGCCUGUAACGUUAGCCUAAUCCACUUUGUUCUUGUUUUCCCAAGUGACUUCCUUGUAUUUUCUCAAAUAUAAAAUAAAUAGGCUUUAUUUAAACCAUAGAACGCACUUUCAAGCAUAAGGUGUACGGCGAUGUAUUAACCAUUGUAAUAAGUAGAAGUGAGGGUAAAGGUUAAGAUGCCUUGAGAAAAAAACACAGAUUUAUUCGCGAUUUUAAGUGUUUUGUGGGUUACAAAGCAAUCUGCCCACUGAAAGCUAGUUUUUAGCCCAUUAGGUACAGGAACGCAGUGAAGACCAAUCGUAUUCGGGAUCAGUCAGACGAAAGGUAUACUUUUAAAGUCACUUUUAUACGCUGGGAAGAUACCUUUACCCAGAAUGACGUCAGAGAUAAGGGAAUACAGGUUUUUAUAUCAAUAGAGUUUCUCGCCAUUAAUUUUUGAGAACUGACUAUGCAUUUUGUCAACUUCUAUACACUGGGUUUCUUCUUCUAUCAUAGUAAGACAUCAGAACACUGGGGACUCAUCAGUAUUUUCCACAUAUAGCCAAGAAAAAUGAUGGCAUCGUGAUAAACGUCUCAGAAGACCUAGCUCUGAAAAAUAAUCACAUCCCAGUGUAGUCUUUUAGAAUUGAUUUUGUAUAGUACAGCGUGGCGACGAAUAUGUGACGAGAGACUGCUGGUACAAUUCCUUAAUAGAAUGGAAGGAACUGUAGCAGUUUGACAGAUGUGGCCAUUUUUGAUCACAACCUAGUCGCCAGAAUGCAAAUAAAGGGCAACGAAGUUGGUCAGGUUAGUAUACUUAGACGUUCAAGGCAUUACUAUAGCUUUUCAACCAAAUCGACGUACUAGCACUGCAAUAACAGAGACUACGCAAUUGGAUUGUAAAACCUGAUUCUAGCUCGCUCCUGCGGAAUUAGAUUGCUGUCAACUUUUUGUGAUAAGAGUGGAAGGGACGCCAGUCUGGUUGUUUAUGGAAUCAGUUGUUUACACAUACUUUUGUGUCUGUGUGGUUUCACAAGCCACAUACACUACCUUCGCGAUUUUUAGGAGAAACAUGCACAACUGAACCACUUCUUCCGAACAAGACAUUCAGAAGUGUUUCAAUAGGAGCUAGCCAAAUUGUUCUCUGUGACUCAACUCACCACUGAAUCCGCCAUCAUGGCGGAGAACUGGAAAAACUGCUUCGAGGAGGAACUUAUUUGUCCCAUCUGUUUGCAUGUAUUCGUGGAACCUAUACAGCUGCCUUGUAAACACAACUUUUGCCGGGGAUGCAUAAGUGAGGCCUGGGCCAAAGACACGGGUAUGGUGAGGUGCCCGGAAUGCAACCACGCCUACAAUCAGAAGCCAAAUCUGGAGAAAAACAUCAAACUGACGAACAUUGUGGAGAAGUUCAACGCACUUAAUGUUGACAAAACUCCAGCGAUACUUCAGUGUAUCCUAUGUCGGCGAGGACCGCCUCUUCCUGCACAGAAAGUUUGUCUCCGCUGCAACGCACCUUGCUGCCAGUCCCACGUCCAGACGCAUCUCCAACAGCCCUCUCCCAAUCCCGGGCAUUUGUUAGUUGAGGCCGAGGAUGUGCAGGCCUGGAGCUGCCCUCAACACGAUGAAUACAGACUCUACCACUGCGAGGUAGAACAGGUGGCCGUCUGCCAGUACUGCUGCUUCUCCAGAUGCGCUCCCAACCAUGGACAUGCCGUAUGCGACGUGGAAGUUCGUCGCAAUGACAUACGGCAUGUUUUGCUGAAGCAACAGGACCGCAUCGAGGAGAGAGUGCAGGACAUUGAGGAGCAGCUCUACAAGUUGGAAUCUGACAAACGGCUAGUGGAGGACAAGGUGCAGCAGCUGAAGGAGGAGGUCCGGCUGCAGUACCAGAAGAUGCACCAGCUCCUGGAUGAGGACCUGACCAAGAGCCUGGAGGUGCUGGACAAGGCCAAGUCCAAGUUCGUGCAGGAGAACUCCAGCCAGUGCCUGCAGCUCACUGGCCGGCGCCAGGAGGCCAAGAAGCUGCUAAGCUCCGUGCAGACCGUCUUCGACAAGGCCGACGACAUCAACUUCAUGAAGAACACCAAACCUGUCAAGAUACUAAUGGACAGAACUCAGUCAUGCAUAGGCAAUAGCCUGCCCCCUCAUAAAGUUGGCCAUCUGAACUCCAAAAUCUUCCUCUCAGAGAUCUCCAAGAAGGAGAAAAACCUACGGAAAAUGCUGGAAGCUCCAUUCAGUGCCCCGAGCCACUUCCUGCAGUGUGUGUACCCCUGCAGCCUGAGCAGCUCCGGGUCGGAGAAGCGCAAGCACUCCACCGCCUUCCCUCCAGAGAGCUCGUCCGGGGCCACCGCCUUCCUGGCCGACUCAUCCUCUUCCUCCUCAACCUCGGGGCCCCUGAGUAAGCAGCAGUUCCUCGUCCAGAGUCCCAGUGGCGGAGGCGGCGGUGAGGGCCAGUCCUCCCAGCAGCCCCCAACCAUGCAGGGCCCCUGCGGGUCGGCCGCGGCUGCAGCGGCUGCCCAGCACUCGGCCUCUGUCUUCCCGCCCCCGCCACACCCCUACCCCCCGGCGGGCAGCUCCUCGCAGCAGCCCCUGCUGCCCCAGUACGGCGGCCGCAAGAUCCUCAUGUGCACCAUGGACAACUGCUACUGCUCCAGUGUGCCCUCCGUGUCCAGGCACCGUGCCCACCCGCCCUACCCACGCUCCGGCUCUUUCCCCUGGGCAGUGGGCUCGCAGGAGUACCCCCACGCCCUGCCCUCGGGGCCACCCAUGUCCCAGCCACUCCAGGGCCUGUCCAUGCGGGACUGGAUGGACGCCUCGCAGACGCACAGACACCCCGACUUCUACGGCCUGUACGGCCAGUCAUCCGCCAAGCACUACGUCACAAGCUAACCCCUUAUCCUGCUCACUCGCCUGCGCACACACACACACACACACACACACACACACACACACACUCUCUCUCCAGGGUCAGGACAUUAUAAGGGUUUAUUUGUUUUGUUGUUUUUGGUGUCUUGGUGUCUAGAGUUUGGGUUUAUUUUUGUUUCUGUUCCUAUUUCCUGAUCUUCUAAAACGGUGGGGAAUGGGGAAGUACACAAAUUGACGUGGAGAGAAAGCAAGCUUUGGCAAAAUUAGAGUUUUCCUUUUUCACUCUCUCUUCUCUAUUCUCCUUUUUUUAUAUUUUACAGUCACUUGUCAGCGAAGAAGCAACCUAUCCAUUAGCACUUUCCCAUUGCCCCUGCAAGCUCGCAAUAAAGAGAAAGCAAGAAAAAGAAGUGGAGGAGGAAGACUACGCCACGAGUCUCCACCUUCCUCCCCUCUCAAAUGACAAACAGAUUUGGUAUAACUGCAGGGGUGGCAGACAAGCCAGGAGUCACUUCCCCCUCUGUUUUCAUCCUCUCUCUCUCUUUCUUUCUCUCUCUCUCUCUCUCUCUCUCUCUCUCCCUCCCAUCUCUGUUUCAAUUGGCCCUUUUUCUUACUCUAUUCCCAUCGCUGGCACCACGCCUCCCUCUCCGUGUUUACACUCUCUCCCCCAGCUGUAGUUAAUAAUAACUGGUUUGGCUCGGACGCGCGUGUUUUCGCUACCCUGCCCUCCUCUCCGAGCUCGCUGCCCUCUGGGUGGCCUGCCUGCCGUGGCGGCGGCACCUGGACCCUACCGAGCCGUAACCGAGGACGGAUGAUGGAACCGCGGACUAGCUGGAGUUCCUCACACACAUGCCUUUUACAUACCCAACUUAAAUGGAGGCUUUCAGUGGUUUUGUCAUGUUUACAAUUAUAUAUAAAUAUAUUAAGAAAAUCUAUGCGUAUAUAUAUUUUCCUUUGACUGAAAGGGGAAAGGAGUUUGUCUUAAUUUUGUUUUGGAAGGCACGCCUUCGAGACACCAACCAUGUAAUCUGCACAGAUUUUAUUUCCUGUAUUUUUCACUUGGAGGCUCUCCAUGGACCUCCACCGUUGCGGCACUUGAGACCUGAGCUGGACUCCCACUUCCUGUGUCCAGUGAUGUCACUUCCUGCAUCCAAGCACACAUUACUGCAUGUUCACGCAGUAUCGGUCUGCAAAAGCAGCCGUGUGGUGCUGAAGCCACACUAACUGAAUGCAAAUAUCCUGUUUUAUAUUAGCCCAGUGACUGGUAGGACCAAUCAGAUGUCAGCUUCCACACUGCACAGUUCCUGUCACCAUAGAGAUUCUCUUCCUGUUGGUGACUGUGAGCAUGCAGGAUGGCCUUCACAUGCACUCAGAACCCAAGAGGCUAAAAAUGGGUUUGGACUGUGAACUAGUUGUUGGAAUUCUUUUUACUCAUGAAUUUUAUACAAGGAAAAGCUGUCUGGACUACGCAUUUUGUGCUAUGGAAAAAGUAAAAAAAAUCAGUGUGCUUCAAAAGAGUAUUAAAUGCUGGUUAACAGAAACAUAUACAAUCUUUUUUUGUAAAUAUUUUGUGCAACAGAAAUUGAAGCUCUGAUCAAAGUACAGUUUUAAUGAAUUGUGGUUCAACAAUAAAAGGCGAAACAUAUGGGCAAA
Molecule: messenger RNA, 5185 nt
Organism: Alosa sapidissima (American shad)
Lineage: Eukaryota; Metazoa; Chordata; Actinopteri; Clupeiformes; Clupeidae
Gene: trim8a
Product: tripartite motif containing 8a
Exons: 6
Coding region: 1847-3559 (570 amino acids)
Source: RefSeq, a predicted model, not a curated record